UUGUUUUGGUGUCGCCGUUUGCGCCGUGCGCACUAACUAGCAUGUUGCGAGUCUGUAGUUUUUUUGUUUUUCCUCCAUCUGCAAUAUGAAGAAUGGAAGAAGACGAUGUGACUAUCAGAGAGCAGAAUUUCCACAGCCAAGUUCGGGAGUACAUCAUUUGCUUCCUGCUGUUUGCAGUACUCUACAUUGUUUCAUACUGCAUCAUAACCAGAUACAAGAGAAAAAGUGAUGACCAUGAGGAUGAAGAUGCUGUCGUCAACAGAAUAUCGUUGUACCUGUGCACCUUCACCUUGGCGGUGUCGGGUGGUGCCGUGUCCCUCCUGCCUUUCUCUAUCAUUAGUAAUGAGAUCCUCCUGUCCUUCCCCAAAAACUAUUACAUUCAGUGGCUCAAUGGAUCCCUCAUCCAUGGGCUGUGGAACCUUGUGUCAUUGUUUUCCAACCUCUGCCUCUUUGUCCUGAUGCCCUUUGCCUAUUUCUUCUUGGAGUCUGAGGGAUUUGCAGGAUCUAAAAAGGGCAUUAAAGCACGCAUUUUGGAGACAUUUGUGAUGCUUUUCCUGCUGGCUUUACUCAUUCUGGGCAUAGUGUGGGUGGCAUCAGCACUCAUUGACAAUGAUGCAGCCAGUAUGGAGUCACUCUAUGAUCUCUGGGAAUUCUACCUACCAUACCUCUACUCCUGUAUCUCCCUGUUGGGUGGGCUUCUUUUGCUAAUGUGUACUCCUGUGGGACUCUCUAGGAUGUUCACUGUCAUGGGCCAGUUACUAGUGAAGCCAACCAUCCUGGAGGACCUGGAUGAGCAGAUUUACUGCAUCCAUUUGCAGGAGGAAGCCCUUCAGAGGAGAUUAAACGGACCAUCCUCGCACCCUUACUCCCGAGUUGGCUCCGUUCACCAGCUCAACAAAGAGUUGGACAACAUCAAGAAUCAGAGAAACAAACUGGAGAGGAGAAAAAAAGCAUCAGCCUGGGAGAAGAACCUGCUGUAUCCCAUGGUGAUGCUGAUUCUGCUCACAGGAACGACAAUCUCAGUUCUGAUGGUGGUAUUGAACAUCCUCUACCUGCUGGUGGACGAGACGGCCAUGCCAAAAGGAUCCACAGACCGAAGCAUUGGAAACACCUCAUUGUCCACGUUUGGUGCGGCCCAGGCGGUGCUGGAGAUCAUCCUCAUGUUCUACCUGAUGGUGUCCUCAGUCGUCGGCUUCUACAGCCUGCGAGUCUUUAAAGGCCUCACCCCCAGGAAGGAUGACACAACCAUGACGACGAUCAUUGGUUGCUGUGUGUCAAUCUUGGUACUAAGUUCGGCCUUGCCAGUGAUGUCCAGAACUCUUGGUAUCACCAGGUUCGAUCUCUUGGGAGACUUUGGGAGAUUUAAUUGGCUUGGCAAUUUCUACAUCGUCCUCUCGUACAACCUCUUGUUUGCCGUUGUGACAACGCUGUGUCUUGUCCGGAAGUUCACAUCGGCGAUACGAGAGGAGCUCUUGAAGGCCUUAGGUCUGGAUAAAUUGCAACUGUCAAACAGCCCCACAGACCCAGAGCCAGGGAAGCUCUCGGCUAACGGGCAUCAGAAAACUCUGUGAAAGGGACGAUAG
Molecule: messenger RNA, 1583 nt
Organism: Lampris incognitus (smalleye Pacific opah)
Lineage: Eukaryota; Metazoa; Chordata; Actinopteri; Lampriformes; Lampridae
Gene: lmbr1
Product: limb development membrane protein 1
Exons: 17
Coding region: 93-1571 (492 amino acids)
Biological process (GO): signal transduction
Molecular function (GO): transmembrane signaling receptor activity
Source: RefSeq, a predicted model, not a curated record